GGCUCGUUAAGCUACUCUGUUUGGCUUUCCCUCCAUUCUGAUUAUUUAUAACAAGCGAAACACAGAGCGAGAGAGGCAAGCGACCAACUUGGAAGUGAGAAAGAUAAAACAGAAGAAAUGAGAGGUGGGAGAAAACCAGGAAGCUGCGCAGCGAUUCGGCCUUUUCCUCUAUCCUCAAGCUCCCGAUCCUCCAAUGGACUCGCUUCUUCAGAGGAUAUAGUGGGUGGCCCUCCAAGAUGGAUUGGACGGGGACUUUCUUGUGUCUGCAUCAAACGGAAAGGAAUUUACGAGCGUGACUUCACAAAUCUAACGCCAUUACAGGUGGAAAGGUUAAAAAUGCUGAAGCAUCGAAUGAACAUCUAUUUUGAUCCCUCAAGGAAUGAUCAUCAGGAAACAUUAAGAGCUCUUUGGAAUGCUGCGUAUCCAGAUACAGAACUCAUCGGAUUGAUCUCAGAGCAGUGGAAGCAAAUGGGUUGGCAGGGUAAGGACCCAUCAACUGACUUCAGGGGAGCUGGAUUCAUUUCUUUGGAGAACCUUCUCUUCUUUGCUAAAUCAUUUACUGUGCCCUUUCAGAGUUUGCUGAAUAAGCAAGGUGGAAAGCGAGCUGCUUGGGAGUACCCUUUUGCAGUUGCUGGUGUCAACAUAACAUUUAUGAUCAAGCAAAUGCUCGAUUUGGAUUCCUCCAAGCCUAGGACAUUUAUCAAAACUGUUCUUCUCCAAAUGUUAGCAGGGGAUGACCGGGCUUUCGACCUGUUAUACUGUGUGGCUUUCAUGAUCAUGGACAAGCAAUGGCUGGAAAAGAAGGCCUCCUACAUGGAAUUCAAUGAAGUUCUGAGAUCAACCCGAACUCGGUUGGAGAGGGAGCUUCUAUUUGAUGAUGUUGUGCGGAUAGAAGACAUGCCAUCAUAUAGCCUUCUCUUGUAAGAACCACGAGUCUACCAUAGCCAUGAUGAAAUAUGUACAUAGUGAUCUACCCCGCCUUUCUACUAAUAUUUUUCUUCUCUAAAUAUUCUUGUGAGUUUAUGAAAAUUUUGGCUAGCAGCGUAGAUCGAGUUGUAGAACUUCGACGCACAAGGCUUUGCUUUCUACUUGUCAAUUAUUUAUCUUCUUUCUCAGCUGGUUUUGCGUGUCACUAUGUAGCUAACCAGCCAGUCUGUAAUGAACGAGAAAUUAUUCUGUGCGGAUGCCGGACGCUGCUCUACGUCCGGAUGUCGCGGUACCGAGUACGGAGCAGUACUGAGCUGCAGUACAGUAAAAAAGUGGUGUGGUGCAUUUUUAUUGGUCUCUGAUGUUGUUCGGUGUCCAAACAGAAUAAUUUUUCGUAGUGAAUGAGUUCAAGUUGUGUCUAUUAAUCAGCCUUUGUAAUUAGCCUUGAAAGUUUAUCAAAAUCUGUCUUAUUCA
Molecule: messenger RNA, 1401 nt
Organism: Dendrobium catenatum
Lineage: Eukaryota; Viridiplantae; Streptophyta; Magnoliopsida; Asparagales; Orchidaceae
Product: ELMO domain-containing protein A
Exons: 9
Coding region: 118-924 (268 amino acids)
Source: RefSeq, a predicted model, not a curated record